Molecule: messenger RNA, 3064 nt
Organism: Bombina bombina (fire-bellied toad)
Lineage: Eukaryota; Metazoa; Chordata; Amphibia; Anura; Bombinatoridae
Gene: PPP1R27
Product: protein phosphatase 1 regulatory subunit 27
Exons: 3
Coding region: 252-713 (153 amino acids)
Molecular function (GO): phosphatase binding
Source: RefSeq, a predicted model, not a curated record
UGCUAUGAGAUGUGUCCCUUAAAUAGAUGGGAAAGCAUAGCUAUAAAAGGGUUACUGUACUGCUGUCCUGUGUGAGUAGAUUGUGUAUGUGAGGCUGAGGGAACAGUACUGUGCUCUCUGCUGCAGGAGGUACUGAGGGCCUUCUAUAGAGACUGCCGUGUUAAACCAUUUCGGUGUAGCCUGAAGCUACCUACCCCACAGCACUGGAGCAAAGUCCACUGCCAGCUGCCCCCAACCACGGCAUCCUCAGGAUGAGGUAUUUUAACCCUGGCCGUCGUUCUGCACGCUCCCUGAGGCCCACACGUGCUGUGCGCUUCCCACACGAUAUAGUUUUCCAGGACCAUAUCAGACAGGGAGAUCUGGAACAAAUUGGGAGAUUUAUACGGGCUCGAAAAGUGACACUGGAUACCAUUUAUCUAUCAGGUAUGGCUGCCCUGCAUGAAGCUGUGCUCUCUGGAAAUCUGGACACUGUGAAGUUAUUGGUGAAAUAUGGAGCGGACAUCGAGCAAAAAGAUGAGAAUGGCUGGACACCCUUGCACAUGGCAUGUAGUGAUGGACACGUGCAUAUUGCCAGGUAUCUUCUGUCUCUUGGAGCAAGGCAAGAUAUUCUGAAUGAUGAUGGAGAAAAGCCAUCUCAGCUUAUAGACCCGGACUGCAAGGAAUUGGUCCAGCUCUUUACACCAGAGGGGGUGAUUGAGUGCCACCAGAAGUGACACCAAGGCCUAGGAUAAGAAUGACUGUGGGAUAAACCCCCCCCCCAUAAAAUGGCCGCUGUAGAAUCCUUGAGUGCUCACCCAGUGGACAUGAACUGGAGAAGGUUACUCUAGCUUGUUUGGAUUUAACCUUUUCUAGUGCCACAGGAACGUGCCCAGCCCAGGCCACUUCUGGUGACACAGACAGACACUGGAUGUUGAACUGUCCUAUCACAGAUGUAUAAUGGUGUCUGUGUAUUACAAGUCAAUAAACACAAAAAUAUGCAUAAAAACAUUACUACAGGAGGGGUCCACCUGGCAACCCCACUGUGACUGGACUUAGUCUGAACAUGGGGAACAUUUGCCCCGAUUACUUUUUAAAGGAAUUUGGAUUCAUCAUAAUGUUUCUCUGGAUGCAGAGUACUCUAUGUUAAUGUGCAGGACACUAUAUAUUACUGUGAAUAGAGUGAUACAUAAAUGGAUAUCCGUGCACACAAAAUAACAUCUAAAAAUCAGUCAAAUUUGCCACAGUAAAAAAACUGUGCACACAGAAAUGUAGCAUAGUGUGACUGUGAUGUGUACACAUUCAAGACCAGUGUGUGACAUGCAGUAGACUGUGUGCAAAGAGAAAGAGUAUGAAAUGUAGUUGUGUGGGACCCAGAACAGUGUGUGAGGUGUAGUGGAGUGUGUCUGUGUAAGGGUCAGAGCAGUGUGUGAGGUGUGUAAGACUCAGAAGUGUGUAAAGUGUAAUGGUGUGUCCGUGUAAAGGACAAGAGCAGUCUGUAAGGUGUAGUAGUGUGAGUGUGUAAGGGCCAAAGCAGAGUGUGAGGUGUGUACAGAGGCUGUGUUUCUAAAAGUGGGGGGCAGAGGUGUGUGUGUGUUAGGGUAAGAGGAGUGUGUGAGUUGUAAUGAUGUGUGUGUGAGAACCAAAGCAGUGCGUGAGGUGCAGUGUUUUGUGUGUGUGUGUCAGGACCAGAGCACUUUGUGAGGUGUAAUGGAGUCUGUGUGUAAGACUCAGAGCAGUGUGUGAGGUAUGGUGGUGGUGUGUGUAUGUGUGUCACAAUAAGAGCAGUGAGUGAAAUGUAGUGGUGUGUGUAAAGGCUGUGACACACUGCAAGCAGAGCGACGCGCAGCAUGUAGAUGCAGCUGUGCGCGCUCAGUGUGUCUUGCCUUUUCAUCUCUGAGCAAUCUGCUGCAUCAGUUCGCGUAGCUAAGCGCUCAGAGAUGAAAUAUUUGAACUUCAGAAGCGAUGCGACGCGGAGCGAAGCAGCUGCAUCGCCCCGCACCGCAUCGCUUGCAGUGUGUCACGGGCUUAAGACUGAGAGCAGUGUGUGAGGUGUAGUGGUGUGUGUGUCACAACAAAAGCAGUGUGUGUCACAACAAGAGAAGUGUGUGAGGUGUAGGGGUGUGUGUAUGAGGCUCAGAGCAAUGCGUAAGUAUAGGGGUGUGUGUGUGAGAAAAGCUCAAAGCACUUGAAAAGGGAGCUAGUUCUAUCCUGCAAGGGCUCACACAGUCACAAACCCCUUUAUAUUGUACACAAGCAGACUGUAACCAUGUUGCUUUAUAUCAAACAUCAGGAUGUGUGUGGAGCAAACAAGCACAUUAAAGGAACAAAACUGUUAAGGCUGUGACACACUGCAAGCGGAGCGACGCGCAGCGUGUAGAUGCAGCUGUGCGCGCUCAGUGUGUCCUGCCUUUUCAUCUCUGAGCACUCUGAUGCGUCAGGUCGCGUAGCUAAGCGCUCAGAGAUGAAAUAUUUGAACUUCAGAAGCGAUGCGACGUGGAGCGAAGCAGCUGCUUUGCCUAGCGCCGCAUCGCUUGCAGUGUGUCACAGCCUUUAAUUUUUUUAUGCAUGCACAAUAUAUAUCAGCAAAUAAUCACUGCAUUACAGUAAAAUAUAAAAUUAUUUUUUUUUGUAUGAGCAACAUUGGCCAAUAAUGCACCUCUGGAAAAACCUGAUCUAAUUAAAAUAUUUGGUCUUCUUUGCAGUGGCCAAUCAGAGGCUGUUGUAGAGUAACAUGAGGCUCACUGUAGCAUUGCUGUAUAAUGUACGACUGAAAAUGUAAGACUUCCCACUCCCAUCUGAGAAGCUGGAGUGCAAUUCUGUAGAAUGCAGAACCCCGACACUGCUACAUGCUGCAAAAUGAUUGGGCGAUAUGUGCGGAGCUUGUUUAUCUCUCUCUCCUUAAUUAGCCACUAAAAGAUAGUAAGAUAAAUAUUCAAGGGGAGUCGCCCAUGACUUAAAAACAGUGGAUUGUUUUCUAAUAAAAUUACAGUUUUAAAUGCUUUUAAAACAUUGAUUUUGUCUGCAGAUAUUUUGCAAAUGCAACAAAUAAUUUCUGAGGCAUAAAUAAAAACUUUACUUAAAUGUC